Molecule: messenger RNA, 2373 nt
Organism: Oryzias melastigma (Indian medaka)
Lineage: Eukaryota; Metazoa; Chordata; Actinopteri; Beloniformes; Adrianichthyidae
Gene: zbtb26
Product: zinc finger and BTB domain containing 26
Exons: 2
Coding region: 415-1758 (447 amino acids)
Biological process (GO): regulation of transcription by RNA polymerase II
Cellular component (GO): nucleus
Molecular function (GO): DNA-binding transcription factor activity, RNA polymerase II-specific; protein binding; RNA polymerase II cis-regulatory region sequence-specific DNA binding
Source: RefSeq, a predicted model, not a curated record
CAUUACCCUUAAGACUUAAAACAUAAAAUGUGUAAAUAUAAAUUUUAUUGAACAACUAUUUUGAUUUAAAAUAGUAAAUCAGUAAAUGCAAUUAUUUUUAAUGGUUGUAAACACUGAGCUAGAAUAAAGUAACUCAACGAUCAGAGAUGACUAUUUAACUAGUGAAUGUUCCAAAUACGUUUAAAUAUUUCCCCUUAAAAACAUUUUUAAAUGAUUAGGAGUAAAUCUUUUGCUCCAGCGUGUACUGUCGGCACUUGAACAUUGCACAUCCAUGCACUGGGCGUUUGUUUUGCAUCCGGAGCAGCUCCUCCAUGUCCUUGCAGGAACGCAGGCCAGGAUUUCAGCCAGAGCUCCCGUCUGUGCGAACUUCACACCAUCAGGUGCGGCGCUCCUGUUGCUGUUUUGUGGGUCACUAUGGCUCAGAACCAAGUGAUCCUGCAGUUCCACUUCGCCACGUUUGGGGACUCCAUGCUGCAGAAGAUGAACCUCCUGCGACAUCAGCGACGUUUCUGCGACGUGACCGUGCGCAUCAACCAGCUGGAGGUUCCCGGUCACAAAGUGGUGUUCGCUGCCGGCUCGUCUUUCCUGAGGGACCAGUUCAUCCUUCAGCAGGACUCUAAGGAGGUCCAGAUCUCCAUGAUCCAGGAGGCAGAGGUCGGUCGGCAGCUCUUGCUGUCGUGUUACACGGGCCAGCUGGAGUUUCCUGAGCUGGAGCUGGUGCACUACCUGACGGUGGCAAGCUUCCUCCAGAUGGGCCACAUAGUGGAGCAGUGCACUCAAGCUCUGAGCAAGUUCAUCAAGCCUCAGGGGUCCCACCAGCUGAGGGUGGAUGUGGACAGGAAGAGAGAGAAGAAGAAGGAGGAGGCGUUACCCUCGCCGGCACACAGAGAGCACGAGCGCUCUCAGAUCCAGACUGUCCUGCAGGAGGACGAGGAGGAAGAGGAGGAGAUAGUGGAGGAAGAAGAAGAGGAGGAGGAAGAGAUGGUGGUGGGCCGGGUUGAAGAAGACACUAACGACGAGAGCGAUGACGACGUUAUAAUACAGCCUAAAAGUCCUGUCCAGAUUUUGAACAGGCAUUCAAGGCAGAGUACGGCGGAGAACGACAUUACCAUCGUGAAGGUGGAGUCAGUAUCAAACGCAGCAGAGACCUCCAUCACCGGCCACUUCUCUGCUACGCCUCCUGCUGCUCUGCAAUCCCCCGAGCCUCAGCACUCCCUCAUCAACUCCACGGUGGACAGUCGCUGCAGUGAGAUGGCGGCUCCGCCCGGCAUGCCCGGGUACCCGCUCAGCCCCCCUCCCCAGUCCCCACCCGCCGAGAAGCACGGCGGCCACCAGAGGAACUACGACAAGCCGCUGCAGUGGUACCACCAGUGCCCCAAGUGUGCCCGGGUCUUCCGGCAGCUGGAGAACUACGCCAACCACCUCAAAAUGCACAAGCUCUUCAUGUGCCUCCUGUGCGGCAAGACCUUCACGCAGAAGGGCAACCUGCACCGACACAUGCGCGUGCACGCCGGCAUUAAGCCCUUCCAGUGCAAAAUCUGUGGCAAGACCUUCACGCAGAAGUGCUCGCUGCUGGAUCACCUGAACCUGCACAGCGGGGACAAGCCGCACCGCUGCAACUACUGCGACAUGGUGUUCGCCCACAAACCGGUGCUGCGCAAGCACCUCAAGCAGAUCCACGGCAAGAACAGCUUCGACAACGCUAACGAAGGCAACCUGCACGAGGGGGGGCUGGAGUUUGAUUUUGGACGAGUAUGAAACUCCUGCCCCCCCGCUUUUUUUUUUUUAAUAGGAUAUCCUUUUUAUAAAUGUACAGCACUUUCAAAAGACUGCCAGAUCAGUGAAGCUACUGUCAGCUUUACAAGUCUCAAACUCCAGGGCUCAAGAGCCAACUAAAGGCUGGUUUAUACUUCCACGCGAUUCAUAAUCGCUCACAUCGCAUUAGAGCAGAAUCGCUUUAGUCGCAUCAGAACGCUGCACCUGCUGGUGACGUCACCCGCGGCUCAAAUGUUACGCCCAGACAGCCAAAACGUGUCAUUUAACUUGAAUUAUUUCAGCGAUUAGAGGACACGACUACGCAGAAAACUAUCCAGAAAAAUAUAUUUAACACUGAAAAUGAUGAAAGUUACUUAAGAAGUUAAGAAUUACUGAACUUCCAAGACAGAGAGAGACAGAGAGUGGACGACUAGAUAGAAAAUAAAGCAAGUUGCUGGAAAAAUAUGUCUUCUUCCUCAUAUCUUAAAGUACUAGAGAAUUAGUGCUGCCACAAACGAUUAUUUUAACAGUCUACUAAUCACCAAUUAUUUUUUCCGAUUAGUCGACUUAUUGAGUCAUGCGCAAACUGGAUAUAAAGCACAUUUUAAUUUUAACCAU